UUUAAGUUUCAGUGAUCACUUCCGAGGCUGGUCUGCAGGAGGUGGGUUCAGCGGUGCCGUGUGUCUGUCAGUCGAUCUCUGUUUGUUUUGUACGUCCAAAAGUCAUGGAUGAACUCACCGGUGCGCAAAGGAUUCGCUCGGUAAGUCUGGCAAAACGGUGCGACGGUGACAAAACCUCUGCAGCUGUGGAGUGAUUCCAGGCGGCAGGAGAGGAAAUCUGGCUGGAAGUGCUCAGGUUUAACAUCAAGCUGAGUGAAGGGAGAACCUCCACACUGUCAGAGUCUGCGGUGGUCAGUCCCUCUAAUCUGGUGUCGAAAUGGCCUCCAGACAGGGAGACAUUCCAGCCCUUGAGUCUGGCACUUCAUCCGGACUCUUCGGUGCUUUUUCGUCUCCGAUUGCAAUGAGCCGACGCAACAUCAGCUACGAUGAGCACAUGGAUGCCCCCAUGCAUUCACCACCUCCUGACUUGACUGUCAACAUCUUAUGGAAAGACCCAGUCAUCCCACAACACAAGUUCAGGAACACUGCAGAGGAAGGUGAGAGUGAUGGGAAGCCACUGACUUUUGAGGUACCGUCGCCAGCUAAGUCCCCGGUGCCUGUGGUGAGAGCCAAAGCCACCUCUUUAAUGAGCUCGCUAAUGAUCAAGCAAACCCAAGAGAACAUGCAGAAAUUUGAGCACCAGGCAGGGCUGACAGAUGCUGGAUAUUCUCCCCACAAAGGCCUCUCUGCAGAGGAUACCCGCUUCCACCGACGGGGUGAUGGCACGCUGCCAAAGUUGAGAAUGCCAAGCGGGGACUUCAAGGAGGACAGGCUUACAACAUCUGCACAAUCCACCCCAAGUGGCACCCCCUGUGUUACCCCCAGCGUCACCCCCUGCGUUAGUCCCCACUCAUCACCGGCUCUCAGUCGCAGGAACUGGUUCCAGCUGAGUCCUGCACCUUCCCUUACUGUCCCAGAGCUCAACUACCCCAAUCCCAGCACAGACAUGGGAGGAAAUGAGGGAGGAGGAGGAGAGAGAUGGAGCUUCUUUGGAACUCGAUCUGUGGUACAGAAGUCCCCCACAGAUCCUGGCUCUGAAACCAGUACAGGCUUCUCUCUGCAGUCCUACUUUGGCCUGCAGAAGUCCACUACCAUGGAUGGCACCAGCACCCAGGUGAACCUCAAGGUGGAGGACCCUUCCAGCUUCAUGCCCCCCAAGAUUGAUAUCUCAGGCAUAGAAGCCAAGCGGGUAGCUCCGCGGCCACACAAACUUAAACCUCGGGACAUGAAUGUUUUAACACCUUCGGGUUUCUGACAUCAGACCAGCUGUGUGGCUGCUCCUUUGUGCCACAUCCUCAGAAGUUUCCAACCGUCUGGUUGCUCCGUCGCUUUCCUGCCUUCCUCUGUCCCCUCCGUCUCCUUGCAAAUUCACUGAGGCUGAGAGGAAUGAGGACUACCCACAGUAUUAGCUCACCAGCCUCAGAGACAUCACUGCACUGCUACUCCCCCCAGUGGACUUCUUCAGAUUGAUUUGCUGUCCUCGAGAACUCCACACCAUCACCUUCCUGUGUCUUCCAACUCAUUGGUCCAAAUAAAAAAACAGAUGAAGUACAUUCAUUUGUCACCCCUAAAGAUGGUACUGCUUUGUAUUAUUGUUGUCCUGUCACAUAUUGGGUGCAUUGACUUGCAACGCCUUUCUGUCCUUGUUCCGUUGUCAGUGAUGGCACGAGAUUGAAGUUGAAAUAUCUUGUCAGUCCUUUUCAGAAGUUGAUGACUUUAGCAUUGCCUCUCAAGCUCAAACUGACUAGUUAUUUCAAUUCUAAAUGCUCACAUGCCUGCCUCAUUUGUUGUUUUUUUUAUUUUAAAUAAGCUCACAAGUUGAUAGUUGUGUAGUGCUUAUCUCUGUCAGCAUGCAGAGUAGAGUGUGUGUGACUGAUUUUGUGCCUAAACUUUAAGCGUGCUUGCAUUUGGCAUCCAUGCCAUCUAAGUUUAGAUUUGUUUUUUAUUACAUGAAAGAGCUUCUGAUUUUCUUUAUAAGAGUAUGACUGCAGACCUGAAGUGAAUUUUUUAUUAUUAUUUCAACUCAAGUAUUUUCAUAUUGUCCUGCUUUAAACCAACUAUGUAUAUUCUAAAUACUGCAUAGUAGAGUUUGUUGAGUUUAACACAUUUUUAUAUAGGGCCACAGUGCUGGUUCAAGAAUCUAUAAGAAUGCAAAGCAUUGAAGUGGUCAUUUUCGAGUUUGGAUUUGUUUGUGUCUAAGAAUCUCUGCUGUUUUAUUUCAAAGUUGUUGAAUUCCAUUAAAUAAUUGCACAAGGGAGAUGGUCUCCCACUUACAUCUGUAAAUAAAUGAUCUUAACAAGCAAAA
Messenger RNA from Acanthochromis polyacanthus (spiny chromis), 2344 nucleotides. Its product is annotated as putative monooxygenase p33MONOX. Gene Ontology annotation, cellular component: cytoplasm. Bases 317 to 1294 code for a protein of 325 amino acids. The transcript is spliced from 8 exons. The record is from RefSeq and is a predicted model, not a curated record. NCBI's taxonomy places the organism in Eukaryota, Metazoa, Chordata, Actinopteri, Pomacentridae.